CUACAAGCCGUCUGCAGACACAAUCCGAGCCCUUGUCAGCAUCGAGUCACCAACCGCCAUCGUCGACAACGUCGAGGCCAUUGUUGGCACAUCACCGUGUAGAGGAUAUAAUGUCAUCCUUUCUGGGGGAAGAUCCCUGUCACUCAGCCUAUCACCAGCAGACACCACGAAACUUUUCCGGUUUGAGCAUUCUCUUGUGCACUCAGAAGCAUUAGUGGUUCGAUGGCUAGUUGCCAAAGCUCUGGAGAUGUCUUCAGUCACAACACCGCAGGCCAGCGACGGGACUACAACUCAUCAACCUUGCAGACAUAUCCCUCGGAGCGAGUGCACAUCCAGCAGUGCAGCAUCACCCACGGCUGAAGAACUAUGCAAAAUGCUUCCUACUCUAGUUACAUACUCGUCAUCGUCCGAAAAAUUACGCGCGGCUUUCAGCCUGGUCGAGCCCGCCGAGGGCCAGCCCAUAAGCUCAUUGCCAACGCCACUGAGCAAGCUUGACCGCGAUGCCGUCGAGUUCUCCAAGGGGUCUCUGUCAAGGCAGCUUUCGCGGUUCACGUCACCAAACGGAAAAUUUGGCAUGGCGGUCGACAUACUUGGCCGGACUCCCCAGUUACAUGCCUUACCACUGGACAAUUGGACACCAGGGGCAAGUCCCACCCAUGGCGGGAUGAAGACUUGGAAGCACGCAUUCCACGCUCUCCUUGAAAGCGCCCUACGCGACGGUGAAGACAUGGCUGUCAACAUCAGCUACUCAAGAAUCCGCAACCACUUUGGCCGUCUGGGCCAUGUCCUGGACGCGGUUACCACACCACGCUUUGUCGUAAUGCACCCGUACUCCGACGACAAUGCCCGGGUCUCCAUCAAAGCCAACACCGAGGAGGGAAUACAAGCAGACGAUGACUCUGAGUCGGCCAGGAGACUGGAUCAAGACUCGGAAGCAUCAAGUUCGCUCGAGACUGAAACCGUCCAGUCUAGCAGUUCACUGUCGAGCGCAACCUGCAAUCCGAGGCCGCGUGCUGUACUCUCGGGUCUUCAAGACUGGAGUAAUUGUGUCUUCGGGGAUCCUCUUUUGGCUGAAGACUUCACCCGUCACGCAACGGCGGAAUUUUUGCGUGGGUUUGGUGUAUCUCCAGACUCGGACCUGGGCUCCAAGAUAUUGAGAGGUUGCGAACGAAGUCGUGUUGAACCCCCAUCAAGCCCGCGGUCCACACCUGCGUCCCAACAGCAAUGGCAAGAAGUCGUGGAUGACCCAGAGCACGCAUACAUACGAGUACUGCUCUACGAAUGUUACCAUGCUGUUGUGGACGUGGUGCAGCACUUCUAUCGACCAAAGUCCCAAAGUGUAGACGGUGAAAUCGUCGCACGACGUCGUCUGACAAGCGUCCUGCGGCGUCUCGGGGAGGUGAGCGACACAAGCACUAUCGUGGACAAAGGUGUGGCCUCUCCGAUGUCGUCGUCUUCAUCCUCGUCUUCACCACCGACGAGGACGACACCUGCGCUUUCACCUGGGGAGGAGAGGGUAGCUGCAGACCAGCCCAGCCGCGUCGGCAGUGACGCGCAAGGUGCUGGCCAGAUUAGCUUCAAGACUAGUAUUGAAGGACACGAAGCCAACGAUUGUGAUGAGGAAGAGGAUCAAGCCGGCAACAGGCAGGAUCCCAAGAGGCCACGGCGACCGAGCGGAGACUCGGUUGCAUCGCGACCCCCAAAGAGGGCCAAGGGAGAAACGCCAGAGCGAUAACGAGAAGGCUGGGGCCCACAGGGAUCUAGCGAGCCGGGGCUAUCCUGGAUGCUGACGAAGUUGAAGCUGCCAUUCAAGCAUGCGGUCUGCCUUAUCCUGAUACCCCGCGAGCACAUGACACAAAGAGCAUAUCAUUU
Molecule: messenger RNA, 1872 nt
Organism: Microdochium trichocladiopsis
Lineage: Eukaryota; Fungi; Ascomycota; Sordariomycetes; Xylariales; Microdochiaceae
Exons: 1
Coding region: 248-1735 (495 amino acids)
Source: RefSeq, a predicted model, not a curated record